UAACCGUUCCGGGCCCCCUCCCCUGUCUCUUGUGACCCAGAGGUCGCCCCCCUCCCCUGUCUCUUGUGACCCUGAUGUUGCCCAAUGCCUGGUCUGUGUCCCCAGCUGCUGACUGUCUCCUGUCCUGUUCCAGAAGCCCCCGUGCUGCUGAGGAUGAACCGCUGGGACCACCUGAGCAGACACAGAGCUCUGCCCAACCGCUGCCUCGGCACACUGACCAUGUCCGGCGCGGAGGAUGUGAUCAGCAGGGUCCUGGACUCUUGGAGCCCCCCGGGGCUGCUCCCUGAGCCCCCAGCUCUGGCAACCCCCAGCAUGCGCAGUGAAACAAGUAGAUUACGGAGCUUCAGACUGUGGCCCGCGGGGGCCCCUCACCUGUCCCUGGCAGAGCUUGCCCGAGCUGGCUUCUAUUACCUGGGUCCUGGGGAUAGGGUGCAGUGCUUCUGCUGUGGUGGCGUGCUGAGAAGCUGGGAGCCUGAGGACCGACCCCACGCUGAGCACCGCAAGUUUUUUCCCAACUGCCCUUUUAUCCAUGGCAUGGAGGUGGGUAAUCUGCCCCAGAUGGCGGGUGUGGACUCUGUGGAUGGGCAGAUCCUUGGACAGUUUCAGCACCUCUCUGAGGGGGAAGAGGAUGAAGGGCCCUGGCAGGCGAUAUACCCUGAAAUGAUGGAGGAACGUGAGAGACUGGCUACCUACAGGGACUGGCCCCCCAAUGCCGGGGUGACCCCUGAUCAGCUGGCCCGGGCAGGUUUCUUCUACACAGGUAACAGAGAUAAAGUCAAGUGUUUCCAUUGUGAUGGGGGACUGUGGAACUGGGAGAGGGGGGAUGACCCCUGGAGGGAGCACGCCAAGUGGUUUCCAAGAUGUGAAUUUCUCGUCCACUCCAUGGGACAGGAGUAUGUGCGCCGUGCACAAGAGUCUCAUUUCAGUAGCCCCGAAGCUUCUCCAGACUUCCAACACCCCUCCGUUUCGAGUCCUUCUUCGCUGGCUGAUUCUCCUGACUGGGAUGCCUUCCUUCGGUCGUCCAUAGUUCAGGGUGCUCUACAGAUGGGGUUUGAUCAGAGCUUGGUGUCCAGUUUGGUGCAGAGCAGGGUCCUGCUGACCGGGACCCCAUACAGCUCAGUGUCUGAACUCGUUACAGAUCUAGUUCAGGCAGAAGAGGAGGCAGCUGCAGCGCACCGCGCAGGACCUGCCAGGAUUACUGACGUUCCGGCCCAGAGGGAACGAUCCGAUGUCCAGCGCCAAAAGGAACCAGAGUCCUCUCAGAGUAUGGAGGAGCAGCUUCGACGGUUGAAGGAGGAGAGGAUGUGUAAAGUCUGCAUGGACAAAGAUGUGUCCAUGGUUUUUGUGCCAUGCGGGCACUUGGUGGUCUGCACAGACUGUGCCCCUAACCUAAGGCACUGCCCUAUCUGCCGGGCUGUAAUCCGGGGCAGCGUAAGAGCCUUCAUGUCCUGAUGCCCUCUACAGAUCACUGGGGCCGCUCUCUACGCAACUUCUUUUCGUACCAUAGGUCGGAAAUGGACACCCUGUGAUCCUUCCAUUUGGUGGAGUUUGACACUAAACCUGGCCAGCGAAGAGUCCCUGGCUGUUGCAUCUCCACCCUUAGUGGUGGCUGGUUACAGUAUUAAACUAAAAUAAAAAAAAGAAUCUAAGUUUAAGAAAAUAAAAAAUUUAUAUAAAAAAUGUUGCUGUGGAAUAUUUUGAAAUAAAGUAUAUUUUAUUACGCUG
Molecule: messenger RNA, 1725 nt
Organism: Spea bombifrons (plains spadefoot toad)
Lineage: Eukaryota; Metazoa; Chordata; Amphibia; Anura; Pelobatidae
Gene: BIRC7
Product: baculoviral IAP repeat containing 7
Exons: 8
Coding region: 85-1452 (455 amino acids)
Biological process (GO): regulation of cell cycle; negative regulation of apoptotic process; positive regulation of protein ubiquitination
Cellular component (GO): nucleus; cytoplasm
Molecular function (GO): cysteine-type endopeptidase inhibitor activity involved in apoptotic process; ubiquitin protein ligase activity
Source: RefSeq, a predicted model, not a curated record